Messenger RNA from Quercus lobata, 2716 nucleotides. Its product is annotated as G-type lectin S-receptor-like serine/threonine-protein kinase RLK1. NCBI's taxonomy places the organism in Eukaryota, Viridiplantae, Streptophyta, Magnoliopsida, Fagales, Fagaceae. Bases 70 to 2490 code for a protein of 806 amino acids. The transcript has a single exon. Gene Ontology annotation, molecular function: protein serine/threonine kinase activity; ATP binding. The record is from RefSeq and is a predicted model, not a curated record. Gene Ontology annotation, biological process: protein phosphorylation.
UUUCCUUUUCCUGUUGCCUGACUUACAACAGCAAUUCCUCUUGAUUGAACCCAUUUCACUCUGGCAAUCAUGGAUUUUGUUCUGCCUCACCUACUUUUCUUACUAAUUCUGUUACCAAUUUUCUCUAUUGCUCAAAAUAAUGGUAAUGUUACCACUGGAAACUUUCUCACAGCCACUAACAAUAGCUCUCCAUGGCUAUCACCUUCAGGUGAUUUUGCUUUUGGAUUUCACCCACUCAACCAGACGGAUCUCUUCCUGCUUUCCAUUUGGUUUGCCAAAGUACCAGAUAAAACCAUAGUUUGGUUUGCUAAAGAUAGACUAGAUACUAUUCCUGCACCGAGGGGAUCAAAAGUGGAGCUAACUGCUGACCUUGGGCUAGUACUUACUGGUCCUCAAGGGGAUGAGUUAUGGAGAUCUAAUAACAUUCUUCGUACAGUAGCCAGUGGUGUUAUGAGCGACACAGGCAACUUUGAGCUUCAUGAUCGCAACUUUAAUAAGCUAUGGGAAAGCUUCAACAAUCCCACAGAUACUUUGUUGCCUUCACAAAAUAUGGAUAUUGGAGGGGUGCUUUCUUCUCGACAAUCAGAGACACACUUUUCCAAAGGAAGGUUCCAACUACGGUUGAUUCCUGAAAAAGAUCUUGUGCUCAAUACCAUAAACUUGCCCACGGAUUUUCAAGAUAACUUUUAUUAUUCAAGUGGUACAAGUCAACCAUCGAAUCCUGGUAAACAACUGGUGCUUAACCAGUCAGGCGAUAUUUACAUUCUGAGAGAUGACAACCAAACACUUCCUCUAAGACAGGGAAAGCCAGAGUCAGCUGCUGAAUUCUAUUUCAGAGCCACUCUCAACUUUGAUGGAGUUUUCACGCUAUGUUCUUACCCAAAGAAUUCCAGUGCCAAUGGAAUCUGGACUCCAAUUUGGUCUGUGCCGGAUAAUAUUUGUGUUGCCAGUGCUGCAUUCGCAGGUAGUGGCACUUGUGGUUUUAAUAGCAUAUGCACCCUUGGAUCUGAUAAGAGGCCGAUCUGUACAUGCCCCAAGGGAUACUCCUUACUCGAUCCAAAUGACCCAUAUGGCAGCUGCAAACCAGACUUCAUUCAAGGCUGUGAAGACGACAAGCUAAGUCCUGGAAAAGAUCUUUAUUAUUUUGAAGUCCUAACAAAUACAUAUUUUAUAAACUCAGAAAACUACGCAAUCUUGAACUCUUAUACUGAAGAUCAAUGCAGCAAGUCUUGCAUGGAUGAUUGUAUGUGUGUCGUUGCUGUUUUUAAAGACGGUGAUACCUGUUACAAAAAGAAGCUACCUCUCUCUAAUGGGAGAGUGGACAACAGCAAAAUUGGCGGGAAGGCUUUUAUGAAAAUCAGAAAAAAUAACUCAAUUACACUUACGGAUCAUCGUUUGCCAAUUCCGGAAACAAAGAAGAAGAAUCAUGACAAUUUGAUCCUCAUGUGGUCAGCGCUUCUUGCUAGCUCUGUGUUUGUGAACAUUAUAUUAAUUGUUGCAAUUUGUGUGGGUGUUUUCUCUAUUUACAAUAAGAAGCUCAAAACUCCUAUGAGAAAUUUUGGUGCUGUGGAGAUGAAUUUGAGAUGUUUUACUUACAAAGAACUUGUAGAAGCUACAGAUGGUUUCAAAGAAGAAUUAGGUAAGGGAGCUUUUGGUGUUGUUUACAAAGGAGCUAUAGAAAUGGGUUCUAGUGUCCUAGUGGCAGUCAAGAAAUUAAAUAGUUCAGUUCAAGAUUAUGAGGGAGAGUUCAAGACUGAAGUGAAUGUGAUCGGUCAAACACAUCACAAGAAUCUUGUUCGUUUACUUGGAUUCUGUGAUGAGGGACUACACCGAUUACUGGUAUAUGAGUUCUUGAGCAACGGCACUUUGGCAAGUUUUCUUUUCAGAGACUUGAAACCUAGUUGGAAUCAAAGAAUCCAUAUUGCAGUUGGGAUUGCAAGAGGCCUUUGGUACUUACAUGAAGAGUGCAGCAACCAAAUUAUCCAUUGUGAUAUAAAGCCUCAAAACAUACUUCUUGACAACUGUUACAAUGUGCGAAUUUCCGACUUUGGAUUGGCAAAACUUUUGAGAAUGAACCAAAGCAAAACUCAUACUAACAUCAGAGGAACGAAAGGGUAUGUUGCACCCGAAUGGUUUAGGAACAUGCCAAUCACACCUAAAGUCGAUGUUUAUAGCUAUGGUGUCAUACUACUAGAGAUAAUUUGCUGCCGUAGAAGCGUAGAUAUGGAGAAAAUUGAGGAAGAAAAAGCAAUUUUGACUGAUUGGGCUUAUGACUGCUAUAGAGAAGGUGCACUAGAUGCUCUAGUUGAAUAUAAUGUGGAGGAAUUGGAUGACAAAGAGAAGCUGGAGAGGUAUGUGAUGAUUGCCAUUUGGUGUAUUCAAGAAGAUCCAUCUCUAAGACCUACCAUGAGGAGGGUUACGCAGAUGCUUGAGGGUGUUGUUGAAGUGCUCGUUCCACCUUGCCCGUUUCUGUUUAGUAGGACAGGUUAAUCCAACAUUAAAGAUUUACGAUAACUAUGUCUGUCUUAGUCUUUGCUCUCUAUUGCAAUAUGCAAUCAGAUCUUUUGGUUGUAGUUAAAUAUGUUUUUUGGUCUGUUUUAUAACGAUCUUUGUUAUAUUGGUUAAUGUACUCUUGGGUGGAUGAGGGCCGUAAAGAUAGAUGUAGCUGUAGAAGUUUGUUAAUGAAUAAAAUUCCUACGGAAUUUUUUUUUUUAAA